Molecule: messenger RNA, 1642 nt
Organism: Phragmites australis (common reed)
Lineage: Eukaryota; Viridiplantae; Streptophyta; Magnoliopsida; Poales; Poaceae
Product: acetyl transferase GW6a-like
Exons: 3
Coding region: 135-1430 (431 amino acids)
Molecular function (GO): acyltransferase activity, transferring groups other than amino-acyl groups
Source: RefSeq, a predicted model, not a curated record
CAAGUCCUAAGUGAGAAGAAGAAGAAAAAGCACUCAACAAGAGCUUUCAAGAAGCUUGUAGCUGUAUUUGCUUGCUCAUAGAGAAUAAGAUAUAAUCAUCGACAGCUACCUUAGCAAGAAAGAGGUCAAGAGAUAUGGGAGUGAUGGACGAAGCAGAGGCAAGGAAGAAGACGAUGAUAAGAGUGAGGGAGUUUGAUGUGGAGAGAGACCUCCGGGCCGUGGAGGUGCUCGAGCGCCGGUGCCAGGUCGGCCUAUCCGGCGACCAAGGCCCCGACGCUGCCGUCGCCGACCAUGACGGUGGCGCAGAGAGGAAGAAGACGAGGAGCAGAAAGAAGAAGAAGAGAGGCAUGUCGCUCUACGUCGAGCAGAUCGGCGACCCGUUUGCCCGGGUGCGCCAUGCGGCGGACUACGUCAUGCUGGUUGCUGAGUAUGGGGAAGAAGAAGAGGUUGUCGGAGUGAUCAAGUCAUGCACCAGGAUGGUAAGCAGAGGGAAGAAGAGGCAAAGCUUCAGCAGCUCCAAGCAGUAUGUGAAGGUGGCAUGCCUUCUUGGCCUCAGGGUAUCCCCCUCUCACAGGCGCCUCGGGAUCGCGACGGAGCUGGUCCGCCGCGCGGAGUCGUGGUGCGCGGCGCGGGGCGCAGUGUACGCCACCAUAGCAACCACCGCGUCGAACGCGGCCUCGCUCUCGCUCUUCGCCGGCCGCUUCGCGUACGCGCCGUUCCGGCGGCCGGUGUUCCUCGGUCACCCGGUGCACAGGCACCGGGUGCGUGUCCCGGGCGCGCACCGCGUCCUGCGGCUGCCCCCACCGCUCGCCGCGGCGGCCUACGCUGCGCUGCUCCCGUCCGCCACCGCAGAGUUCCUCCCCGCCGACCUCCCCGCUCUCCUCGCCCACAAGCUCACGCUCGGCACGUACCUCGCCAUCGAGCGCGGCCCCGACCCGGCGCUCCCGCUGUCGUUCGCACUGCUCAGCGUCUGGGACGCCACGCGCUCGCUCCGCCUCCGCCUCGGCGGAGCGCCCACUAUACUCCGAGCGUCCCUGGCCGCGGCGCGCGCGCUCGACCGGCACGCGCCAUGGCUGCAAGUGCCCUCCGUCCCCGACAUCUUCCGGCCGUUCGGUACCUACCUCCUCUACGGCCUCCGCAUGUCCGGCCCAGAGGGCCCGGCGCUCCUGCGCUCGCUCUGCAAGCACGCGCACAACGUCGCGCGCAAGAACCCGGCGUGCGCCGUCCUGGCGGCCGACCUCGGGCCCGACGACCCGGCCGUCGCCGCCGUGCCGCACUGGCCCAAGUUCUCCUGCGACGAGGACGUAUGGUGCAUCAAGAAGCUCGGCGCCGCCACCGCUGUCAAUGGCAAUGCCGGCAACGAUAACGAGGACGACUGGACAACGUCGCCGCCCGCCGGCGUCCUGUUCGUGGAUCCCCGGGAGUUCUGACGCUGGCCCUGCAAACAAGAAUCCGACAAGUUUUGAUUUUUUGACGACCGUGUAGAUGCACCAUACAUACAUGACAAGUGUAUGCCGCAAAUCAAUGCAUAAGUUGCAUUGCAUCUCGCAGCUCAGAACCCAAAUAGUGCAGCAAGUAGCAACCUUCAUCUGUUUUUGGCUCUGAACUCUGAACGGCAAUGGGUGGUCAGUUUCUGCAGAUG